Messenger RNA from Brachypodium distachyon (stiff brome), 1198 nucleotides. RefSeq lists its product as uncharacterized. Lineage: Eukaryota; Viridiplantae; Streptophyta; Magnoliopsida; Poales; Poaceae. The transcript has 3 exons. The record is from RefSeq and is a predicted model, not a curated record. Bases 626 to 1087 code for a protein of 153 amino acids.
CCGUCCGAUUCCCGCAACCACGAGCACCUCUCUCUCGCGCGCGCAGUCUCGCGUCUGCGUCCUCUCCCGAUUCCCAAAUUCCCAAAUUCUUCUUCUGAAAGAACCCUAGCCGCCAGCCACUCCGACGGACGACAGCGCGACGCCGCCUCGCCAACUCCAGCAACCGCCGGUGGCGCCACGCAGACGGCCGUUCCCUCUGACCCCGAGCUUCAUUCUCUCCCGGUUCGACGAUCCCUAGCCGCCAGGUCGGCGUCUCUUGCAGGAAUCGUCGGCCGGCACCCGGCGGGAAGAACCCUCCUCCCCCGGAUCUCUCCCCUUCGUCAAAGUCACAGCUCACGAGCCCCUGUCUUCAUCUCUCGGGCCCCGGCGGCUGACGGGACGACCCAGGCAGACGGCUUCGGUUUGUCGUCCUCUGUUAGCAUCUUUGCCACUGUAAUUCUACUCUUCUGCAAUCGUUGGCCAUCAUAUUUGAAGGUAUGACCUUGUUUUGAUCCAGCGAUUAGUUUAAAUCUCAUUUGUUUUUAGAAUUUCAAUUUCUAGAUUGUACAGGUAGAUCUGCUAUAACAUAAACCUGAAAUGAACAGUUAGUUUAUCCCGUUGCAUUGUAGUAUCUACCUUUCAGAUAAUGGCGUCGGAGAACGAGCGUCUCUCGGUUGCCGUUAUGGCGGAAGACGCUGCCGAUAGGGCCAAGAGGCUGAUCCUCGCUCUCUAUCAGUAUGAAAACAUUCUCGGUGCUGAGGUUGUAGCGAAUGCUGUGACUGAUGGCGCAAGGCUUGGCCUCAUUGAUGACGCAGUAGCUGGUCAGCUUACCACUAUGAGCCGUAGUGACGCUGAUAUGUACGUUUCUGCUGCCGCCUCAGGUGCCGUGGCGGCCGUACUUCAAGCCAUGGCUAAUAGCCUUUCAGAAAUUGGGAUCAAAACUAACCACGGAUCAUUUACUGCACACCGGGUCAAGCAUGAUGAAAUUAAUGUGGCUGCUGCCACCGGUAUACAGAGAAACAACUCCUUGUUUAGCUACUUCAUUCUGGCAUUUUCUGUGGUGAUGGCUAUCGUUUCAGUAUUUGUUGUUGUCUUUAGAGCUGUUUAGUAAGGCGGCCGUUUGAAAGGGAAACAUUGCCCCUGUAUGGGUUUUGAUGAAUGAUGACAACAUGGUUGAGGAACUAAUGAGUUACACGGAGUGUUUCAGGUUUUAGUUUCU